Molecule: messenger RNA, 480 nt
Organism: Pipistrellus nathusii (Nathusius's pipistrelle)
Lineage: Eukaryota; Metazoa; Chordata; Mammalia; Chiroptera; Vespertilionidae
Source: the annotation of a GenBank genome assembly
AUGCACAGACCGGAGCUGCUUCUGAGGAUGGUCCUGCUGGUUCUGCUCCUCCUGGGGCUCGCCGAGGCCUGCAUCCCCCGCGAAGUGGCGAUCCAAGAAAAAAUCAAAUUGCUGAAAGGAAUCCUGGGCAUGAUGAGCAGACUGUCGGUGGACGGUUUCAGAAACAAAGCCUCCAAGAUGCCUUCCCCUGCACCCCCAACAGACAGGACAGAAGAAGAAAUGAAAGAGAUUCUAGGAUUGCUGAGCCUCCAAGUGUUGAAUGAAGAAACAAAUGACUGCAAGGAAGAAGUGAAGCGUCCCCCUACGACCGUGCCCGCCAAGCUGCUCAGGAAGAGCCCGGGGAGCCAGUGGAGCCUCCUGAAGUGCGCCUACAUGGUGGCCACCUUCCUGUUCGUGUCCUACAACAAAGGAGACUGGUGUUACUGCCACAUAUGCAGCCGGGAGCUGGAGACGAGGGCCGACCCCUGCUGCUCUUUCUAG